Saccharomycopsis crataegensis is the source of this 615-nucleotide messenger RNA. It is a transcript of the gene SEC72, whose product is annotated as Sec63 complex subunit SEC72. The record is from RefSeq and is a predicted model, not a curated record. NCBI's taxonomy places the organism in Eukaryota, Fungi, Ascomycota, Saccharomycetes, Ascoideales, Saccharomycopsidaceae. The transcript has a single exon. Gene Ontology annotation, molecular function: Hsp90 protein binding. The coding region runs from base 1 to 615 and encodes 204 amino acids.
AUGUCAUCGUUACACCUCAGUUAUCAAAAGACCAACAAACAGGUGGCUUUCGACACCGCCAAUAAAGACGCCUUGCCACUAGGAAUAUCAUCGGAAGAUCUCACUGAACAGCUCGUCCAAUUAAAUGAAUUGGCCCAGCAGUUGAUCUCUUUCGAUGGCGAAGCCCCAAAAAACGCCGAACCUACAAAAAACAUCUCCAUGGGCGUGAAAAAGUGUCAUGAAGCUGGUCUUUCAUGUCUCAAGACUGCGAAAUUCGAAGAGGCCAUCAAGCAUUUCUCCGAAGGUAUCAAGAUCGCUACAAACAGAAACAAGUGGGAAAGUUUCCAGUUGACAUUAUUCGAGACACAUUUGUGCUUGAUGAACCGUGCUGAUGCUUAUUUGAUGAGUGGGAAGUACCCAGAGGCAUUGCAAGAUACCGAUUUAUUGAUUAAAACCAUGAAUGUCAACCCUGAUAAUUUCUACAGAAGAUCUAUCGCUCACUUGGAAUUGGGUUUCUUGAAUGAAGCAAAAGUAGAUUUAGAAAGAGGGUUGGCGUUCCAACCAAACAAUGAAAAAUUGAAGAGACAAUUGCUUGUGGUGAUGGCGAAAAUCUUCCAAGAAGAUGGAGAUCUCUAA